GAGGGCAAGUCAGACGGAGCAGAGCGGGAAUCGAACCAGGACUCCACCUUCACCACCAACAGGUUCUCGUCUCCAUGGCAGCUGGUGUGUGUGUGGCGCUGAGUGUCUGUGUGUGUGUGUGUGCGGCGUUCAACCUGGACACGUCCUUCCCGCUGAUAAAAACCGGAGGGGAUGGAAGUUUGUUUGGACUCUCUGUCGCCCUGCACCAAGACCUGAAGACCGACCGCUACCUGUUAUUGGUCGGCGCUCCCAGGGAGAAGGCGGAGCCAAAAGUCCCGGCUGAACGAACAGGAGGGGUGUACAGCUGUCCCAUCACUGCCGACCAAUCAGACUGCAGGAGGAUGGCGCUCAUUGAUCCAGACCUGAACACGUCUGAGGACCUGGUUGAAGACAUGUGGCUGGGUGUGUCAGUAGCCAGUCAGGGCCGACCUGGUGGGCGGGUCCUGGCGUGCGGCCACCGUUUCGUGAAACUCUACGGCACCUCGAAGCUCAGACACAUGAUUGGCCAGUGUUAUCUCCGUGGAAACGACCUGCAGUACAACGUCAGUGACCAGAACUGGCAGAACCCCGAGCAGACCUGCAGUCACCUGGGCGAUGCCAGCGAGGAGGCCAUGUGUUCAAUGGGGAUCUCAGCCUUCAUCACUCAGACUGAAGUCAUCGUCGGCUCACCUGGAAGCUACGAAUGGCAAGGCAAUGUUCACGUCUCCUGGAUGAAUCCUGAAGACGACUUCGACACCCGGAAAACGUCGCUGCCCAAAAUGGAUCGGAGGAGUAUUUAUAUCGGAUAUUCCGUCACUCAGGCCAGGCGACUUCUCUCUGAGGAAGAAGAAACCAUCGUUACAGGAGCUCCAAAGGACAGUAAGGAAGACGCCCGGGGCUCGGUGCUGCUGGCGCUCAAACGCUCCGGCCAGCUGGCGAUUCAGCAGACUCUGCGUGGAGAACAGAUGGGCUCGUACUUCGGUAACGCCGUGGCAACCGCAGACCUCAACAGCGAUGGGUGGAGCGACCUGCUGGUGGGCGCUCCGUUUUACUUCCAGCGUCAGCAGGAGGCGGGCGGAGCCGUCUACGUCUACAUGAACACCAGGGGGAGCAUCGAAUCGGAGCCCAGCGUGGUGCUGAGGGGUCCGGCCGGGUCGGCGUUCGGGAUGUCGGUCGCUGCCGCCGGAGACGUGAACCAGGACGGAUUCCAAGACUUCGCAGUUGGGGCUCCUUUCCAUGAAAGUGGGACUGUGAUGAUCUGGACCGGGAGCAGCCAGGGGGUCUCAACAGAGCCAAGCCAGGUGGUCCAGGGCAGCAGGGUCUCCCCUGGGUUCAGGACCUUCGGGUACUCGCUGUCUGCCGGACUGGAUGUGGAUGGGAACAGAUACCCAGACCUGCUGGUGGGCUCUCUGGACGACACCGUGGCUUUACUCAGGUCUCGCCCCGUCAUCCACCUGAAUAAAACACUCAGAGUUUCUCCAGAUGUUGUCGACAUGAACCUCUGCGACUUCUGUAUCCAGGUGGAGGCGUGUUUCUCCUACACGUUCAGCAGUGGAGAGACGAGCAGGAGAGACAACAUCACUGUCCACUUCACCAUCACCGCUGAUGUCACCAGUCUCAAACCCCGCCUCCGUUUCCCGGACGGCAGCCGCGUCUUUUCUGGUUAUCUGUCCAUGCCCAAAAGAGCGUGCCACACCCUGAGCGUGGGCUUACAGACUCCGAUUCGAGACCAAGUGGAGCCUCUGGUGUUUUCCCUGAACGUCUCUCUGCACCAAAAGCUUCCCAAGAAAAGAAAUAGCGUUCAGGACCUGAGACACUUCCCAGUGCUGAGCCAGCCACCUCGGCCCAUCAGGACUCAGAUCCAAAUCCAGAAAGCCUGUGGCGACGACAACCAUUGCCAUAGCAACCUCCAGAUGAAGGCCCAGUUCACUGAUGAGAACCAAAAACCCUUCAUGGAGCAGAACGGCAGUCAGCUGUUGUUCUACAAUGACAGCGUCAAAAGACUGUUUCUGGAAGUCAACGUUAGCAACACGCCGUCACCCGGACGACUGGCAGAGGACGCGCACAAUGCCGUCCUCACCGUCAGCAUCCCACCGUCAUUGGUUUACUCCGCAGUGCAAACACAGGAAGGCUCAUCGGUGGACUGCUCUGUUCAGGACCAAGUCGUCCAGUGUGAGCUGGGAAACCCAUUCAAAAGCAACCAGAAGGUCCAAGUGUUCAUCAAGUUUCAGACGUCUGAAAUCAGUUUGGACACCAGAGACGUUCAGUCCCGGCUGCAGCUGUCCACGCUCAGUGAGCAGACGGACCUGUCCCCCCUGUUGGUCUCCAUGCUGGUGGAUUACUCGUUGCAGACGUCUCUCGCUCUGAUCCAUCCUCCUGGCCCCGCCUUCUUCAGUGGUCAUGUGAUCGGAGAGUCGGCGAUGAGGAAGACGGAGGACGUCGGCAGUCUUCUGCUCUUCACGCUCCAGGUGCACCUCUACGGGAAGCCACUCGGUCACCUCGGCAACCUCGCGGUAGAAUUUGAUUGGCCGAAGGAGACGAGCAACGGGAAGUGGCUGCUGUACCUCACGGAGAUACGAGUAGACGGCGUCUCGGAGCCUCAGUGCGCUCCGCCCGGGGUCAUCAAUCCCCUCCGCCUGACGCGGUCCCAGGAGGACAAGGAGAGGACCAGGAGGAGUCUGGAGGAGGAGGAGGAGGAAGAGGAGGAGGAGGAGCAGCAGCAGAGACGAAGGAUUCCACCCGUCUCACACCUGCAGGGACGCAGGAAAAAGUCCUACAUGCUGGACUGUCUCCACGGGGCGAGCUGUGUGACCUUUGCAUGUCCUCUGAUUGACAUGAACAACUCUGCGACUCUGAACGUCCGACUUCGCCUGUGGAACUCCACCAUGAUGGAGGACUACAUCGAUGCCCGGGGAGUCACGGUUCGAGGCCGAGUGACCCUGAAGCUGAACACCAGCAAACCCACGGUCCACAUUGAGUCCCACAGCUCAGAGGUGGAGUUCCACAUCUACCCCGAGGCCGGGCUGCAGGCGGACUCCGGCGCCCCCCUGUGGAUCAUGGUGGUCUCGGUUCUGGCCGGGCUGCUCCUGCUGGCUCUGAUCUGCCUGCUGCUCUGGAAGUGCGGCUUCUUUAGGCGAGCCAGAACCAGAGAACUGUACGAGGCCAAGACCCAGAAGGCCCACAUGAAGAGCCAGCCGUCCGAGAGCCAGCGGCUGACCGAGGAGCUCUGAGGCGGCGGGACGGGAGAGGGAGAGGGCCCCUGUGGGUUCUUCGUGCGCCGGGCGGCAUGGCGGACGGCGGCGCUGCACCAGGGAAGGAUUAUGGGUAAAGACCAGCAGCAGCAGCAGCAGCAGACGUACACAGAUGCCGACGAGUUCCUGAUCCAGGACCAAGUCUCCUCCACACGGAACAGAAAGGCCCCCAAACACUGGGUCACCUCCUGGACCGAGACUCCCUGAGAGUCCGGCAAGCCCGGGAACCUCAACCGAACAAAACCAGAUCGGACCGGACCGGACCAGACCAGAAACCCCCUUUCACCCAACUAAACCUGAACCACGUGAACGAACCAGACCAGAACAAAACGAGCCCACAUUCAGUCAGAACAGAUGCCACUGAAUGAAGAGAGAGAAGACCAAAGCAAUCGAUCACCGAGCCGGUGGUCUCACUGCCAGGAGGAAGUCUCCAGUUUACGUUCCUGUGUGUGUGUGUGUGUGUGUGUGUGUGUGUGUGUGUGUGUGUGUGUGUGUGUGUGUGUGUGUGUGUGUGUGUGUGUGUCUCUCCACAAAGCAAGUGAUUCUCCAUGAAGGGCUCCAGCUGGAACAGACGAGGGAAUAAACUUUUCAGGACCAAAUCUCACUGCAGUGCUUUCAUCUUGUGACGGUGACCUCUGACCUCUUUGUUCUCUGUGCGGAUGAUUAAAAAAAAAAAGUAUCUGUUUUCACGUCCCUGUCUUUAAAAGAUGUCGUGUUUGCUGUGAGUUCUGUCAAAC
This is a messenger RNA of Salarias fasciatus (jewelled blenny), 3967 nucleotides long. RefSeq names its product integrin alpha-3-like. Gene Ontology annotation, cellular component: external side of plasma membrane; integrin complex. The coding region runs from base 75 to 3209 and encodes 1044 amino acids. Lineage: Eukaryota; Metazoa; Chordata; Actinopteri; Blenniiformes; Blenniidae. Gene Ontology annotation, biological process: cell adhesion mediated by integrin; cell-cell adhesion; leukocyte migration. The record is from RefSeq and is a predicted model, not a curated record. Gene Ontology annotation, molecular function: integrin binding. The transcript has 29 exons.